CUCUUAUAAAUAGUAACUACCUCUGUGACUAGAACCAACGUUUCAUUCCUUGAAAAAGAAAGUUUUCUCCAACUGCUUUAACAGUUUAACUGUCCGAUCGAACAGAAUGGCUGACGUGGUAGAAAAGGAGCGGAGGAUCCUCGUGGCCCUCGAUGAGGGCGAGGAGAGCACGCACGCUCUCUCGUGGUGUCUCAAGAACGUGAUCUCCGAGAAUUCCAAAGAUUCCCUCGUCCUCCUCUACGUUAAACCCCAACGUGUCGUUUACCCGGCUCCAGAUGGCACAGGGUAUUUGUUCUCGUCGGAUAUUUUGGCAGCUAUGGACAAGUACGGUACUGACGUGGCUGACUCCGUCAUAGAGAAGGCCAAGCGGAUGUGCAAAGACCUUAACGAUGUUAAGGUGGAGACGAGAGUAGAGCAUGGUGAUCCGAGGGAUGUUAUUUGCCAGAUGGAAGAGAAGUUGGGUGCUGAUGCAUUAGUCAUGGGGAGCCGUGGUUACGGCCCGAUCAAGAGGGCUUUGCUUGGGAGUGUUAGCAACCACUGUGCACAGAACGUCAAGUGCCCCGUCUUGAUCGUCAAGAAGCCAAAAUCUACUUCUGGAAAUAAUUAAUCAUUUUUCCUCUCUCCUAGCUCUUUUAUGCCUCUUGUAUAAAGUUUCUUGUAAGCCCAUGUAAAAAGUCUUAAUUUCUUGUUUGGUCCUUUGUUUUUGUUUGUUUUUUGUAAUCAAGUAUAUUAAUAUAAUGCUUUUUCUAGGGAUA
Corylus avellana is the source of this 755-nucleotide messenger RNA. RefSeq names its product universal stress protein PHOS32. The record is from RefSeq and is a predicted model, not a curated record. Lineage: Eukaryota; Viridiplantae; Streptophyta; Magnoliopsida; Fagales; Betulaceae.